AUGAUGGACCUGGAUUCUGGACGUAUCAUUGAUUUUUGCCUUGAGCAGGUUUGCACUGGGGUAUCUUCAGUGGCACUUGAGAAGAAAGCUUUCAAGAAGUGCCUGUCAAACUUGCUGUCAAGAAAUGUUAAGGAACAUGCUGUUAAUUUAGAAAAAUACAUUGCAGAAGAAUUUGCAAAACUGCACCAGUUUCUUCAUGACAAGGAACAAAAACUCAUUCAACAACUUAACAGUAAAGCAUCAGAAAUUCUGAAAGAGAUAGAAGAAAAAUUUGAAUGCAUUAAAACUGGUGUUACAGAAAUCCACUCAGCAGUGUCUGAUAUUAGCUUGGAAAUCAAAAAAGAAGUAGACAUUCUGGAAGAGAGAAAUGACACAGACAGUCUGGCAACCACUGAGGAAUCUGUGUCGGGUGACACCUCAGAACAUGGAAAACGCAAAACUAAUGGAGUUCUGUCAGCUCCAGAAUCCUUUGAGGAUGUUGCUGUUACUUUCUCAGCAGAGGAGAUGAAGAUGUUAACAAAACAAGACAAGGAGCUUCAUAAGGAAGUGAUGUUAGAGAACUAUGAAACUUUAGUUUCAGCAGGUUACAAGAUCCCCCCAGAAACAUUGUUAGUGCUACUUAAAGAAGAUAACACUGAACUGCAAGUGAAUGACGAGGGGGUAAACAGAACAGAACAAAAGAAUAAGAAUAAUUUUAAAGAAAAGCCUGACAGUAAGUGA
This is a messenger RNA of Protopterus annectens (West African lungfish), 720 nucleotides long. Its product is annotated as zinc finger protein 316-like. The transcript has 4 exons. The record is from RefSeq and is a predicted model, not a curated record. Lineage: Eukaryota; Metazoa; Chordata; Ceratodontiformes; Protopteridae. Gene Ontology annotation, biological process: regulation of DNA-templated transcription. Bases 1 to 720 code for a protein of 239 amino acids.